AAGAUUCUUCUCGUUUUUAAAUUGAGCGUCUGUCUUGCUUGGACUGCUCUCUUUGUUUCAUCCGGUAGAGACAGGCAGAUCGGGGGUCGCAGGUUGCUGCAGUCGUCACCACCAGAAUGUCGGACAAAGCAGCGUUUGACACCAACGUCAUUACCCUGACCAGAUUUGUGCUGGAGGAGGGCAGGAAAGCCAAAGGCACGGGGGAGCUAACAACGCUUCUCAAUUCGCUCUGCACAGCCAUCAAAGCCAUUUCGUCAGCCGUCCGGAAAGCUGGCAUUGCCAACCUAUAUGGCAUUGCAGGCAGCACCAAUGUGACUGGAGAUCAGGUGAAGAAGCUUGACGUCCUGUCAAAUGACUUAGUCAUUAACAUGCUGAAGUCGUCUUUCACCACCUGUGUUCUAGUCUCUGAAGAAAACAAAGAUGCCAUUAUUGUAGAGGCUGAAAAGAGGGGCAAAUAUGUUGUCUGCUUUGAUCCCCUGGACGGCUCUUCAAACAUUGAUUGCCUUGCGUCCAUUGGUAGCAUUUUUGCCAUCUACAGAAAGACCAGUGAUUCAGAGCCAAGUGAGAAAGAUGCUUUACAGCCUGGUCGUCACAUUGUAGCUGCAGGCUAUACUCUGUAUGGCAGUGCUACAAUGUUGGUGUUAGCCACAGGCAAUGGAGUCAACUGCUUCAUGCUGGACCCGGCUAUUGGAGAGUUCAUUCUUGUGGACAGAAAUGUGAGAAUAAAGAAGAAAGGAAAUAUUUACAGUCUUAAUGAAGGUUAUGCCAAAUACUUUGAUCCAGCCGUAACUGAGUAUUUGCAAAAGAAGAAGUUUCCUGAGGAUGGCUCUUCACCCUAUGGUGGAAGGUAUGUAGGAUCCAUGGUUGCUGACGUCCAUCGAACAUUAGUCUAUGGAGGUAUCUUUUUAUACCCUGCCAAUGCAAAAAGUCCUAAAGGAAAGUUGAGACUCCUGUAUGAGUGUAAUCCCAUGGCCUAUAUUCUGGAACAAGCUGGAGGAAUGGCCACAACAGGAAGUGAAAACGUGCUUGAUAUCCAACCAGAAUCAAUUCACCAGCGAGUGCCUGUGGUUCUGGGGUCACCCGACGAUGUGCAGGAAUACAUCAGCAUAUUCAAAAAGCAUGUAAGCAAAUAAACCAGCAAUUGCAGACAAACAAAUGAGGACUGGAAAGAUGGGCUGUGGAGAUGGAGGCCUGCCUUAAACACACCAAAGAAACGGAUGGGAGACUUUGGAGGGCUGACCAAACAUGAACAACUCUUAACUCUUUAUCCAAUUUGUGAACAAACAUUACUUUAAUAAAAAGUUAAUUUUUAUAUCCCAAA
Molecule: messenger RNA, 1321 nt
Organism: Polypterus senegalus (gray bichir)
Lineage: Eukaryota; Metazoa; Chordata; Cladistia; Polypteriformes; Polypteridae
Product: fructose-1,6-bisphosphatase 1-like
Exons: 7
Coding region: 117-1133 (338 amino acids)
Biological process (GO): gluconeogenesis; fructose metabolic process; fructose 1,6-bisphosphate metabolic process
Cellular component (GO): cytoplasm; cytosol
Molecular function (GO): fructose 1,6-bisphosphate 1-phosphatase activity
Source: RefSeq, a predicted model, not a curated record